Polistes dominula (European paper wasp) is the source of this 751-nucleotide messenger RNA. Its product is annotated as very long chain fatty acid elongase AAEL008004. The record is from RefSeq and is a predicted model, not a curated record. NCBI's taxonomy places the organism in Eukaryota, Metazoa, Arthropoda, Insecta, Hymenoptera, Vespidae. Gene Ontology annotation, biological process: fatty acid elongation, saturated fatty acid; fatty acid elongation, polyunsaturated fatty acid; very long-chain fatty acid biosynthetic process. Gene Ontology annotation, cellular component: endoplasmic reticulum membrane. Gene Ontology annotation, molecular function: fatty acid elongase activity.
UGUAGAAAAUAUAGACUCACGAGUCAAAUCAUGGCCAUUGGUUGAUACAGCUACGAUACCAAUCAUCUUAAUAACUUAUGGUUUAUUAUUAUAUAUUGUUCCUAAGUAUAUGAAAAAUAGACCGCCAUACUCUUUGAGUACAUUUAUACGAUGUUAUAAUAUAUUUCAAAUAAUAUCUAACAGUAUCGUAAUAUAUAUAUUUUUCGAUGGAGGCUGGUUUGAAGACAUAUUUUUUUAUUGUGUACCAAUGACUUAUAAUACGGAUCCUAAAUCUAUGAAGAUAGCCACUGCAUUAUGGUGUACGCUGUUAUUGAAGGUCAUUGAUCUUACCGAAUCGAUAAUCUUUUUACUUCGAAAAAAAGAUCGUCAAUUAUCGGUUUUGCACAUUUAUCAUCAUGUAUCAACGGUCUUAUUGGUAUGGAACGGUAUGAGAUAUUACGCAUGUGGAAUGACUAGUGUUUUGCCACUUGUAAAUUGCAGCGUACACGUCAUUAUGUAUACAUAUUAUUUUCUAUCUUCGUGCGGUCCGAAAGUGCAAAAGUUGAUCAAGCCCUAUAAAUCAAUAAUUACUAUUAUUCAAAUAGUACAACUAAUUUUACUGAUAUUAUAUAUCGUUCGACCUUUACUGUUUAAUUGCAACAUACCAAAAAAUCCAGCUCUUGUUUAUCUUUUAAAUAUGGUGAUCAAUUUAGUAUUGUUCUUAGAUUUUUAUCAAAAGACUUACAAAAUUCCUGAACGUAAAAAUAAAUGA